GAGUUGGAGGCGUGGCAGUGAAAUAGACAAAUUUAACGUUCUCAAUUCCAUAUUUUACUUUCUUAAAAAUUAACAUAAUUAUACCCGAUGGACAUAAUUACAACUUUUUGUAGCGUUUAGUUUUUCUGUGUGAUAUACACUGACAUGAUCGACCCUUCCUCGAAUUUGCUGCGUGUAAGUGACAUCACCGGGACGCGGAAAUCCUGUUGUUUCUGUUUGUCUAAACCCCUGAGCCUUGAAACGUGCAAAACAAGGGUACUGCUUACUUAUUUCUGGUAGUAGUGUGGCGGUAAAAUCGGAUCUAAAUGCCAGGUAUCUUUCCAGAUACCUUGUAGGAGAUUCUUGGAGCUGUAAAAAACCUUUGAAAACAGAUUACUCAGUGUGAUCUUUUUCAGGAGAGUAGGUGGGAAUAUUAUAUUUAUUUAUUUAUUUAGCGUUUCUUUAUCUCACGCUUCAAAUAGAAAGUGCUUGUUUCGUAAACUUUUACUUGGGUAUGAUCGAUCUUUGGACGAAAUGAGAGACCUUACUGCAGAGAAAGUUCAUUUUCUACUGAAGUUACCACAAAUCCAGCAGCAUGUCCAAGACCAGGUAGAACAUAAAAGGACUUAAUUUGUAAAAGCCUAGCGAUGGUAGAAGUGAUAAGCAAAGCUGAUACAAACACUGCAGUGAAGGUGAAGUUUCCCCUCGUCGCAGAUGUUAUGACGAAACCUCGGAUCGUCGCUUUCCAGUCCCCUCCGCUCCCUCUGAAUCAGCCUCUCAAAGCCCCGCCUCCACUUCCCGAAGACCCAGUGGGCGGAGUCACUGCAGCAGCCAUCUAUCAAAGGCUCACACAGCAGCUCCUGGGCAAGUUUGGCUCGGUGUCGCCUGGUGGAGUUUAUCAGUCACCCAUCAAAAGCAAAGAAGCUCGAUUCAGCACUAUGCUAGCUACCCUUACUCCUGCAAGACUGGCUUUGACUGUCCAGGCCAUGGAGGCCAUGAAGCAGACGCCGUUAUCCAAGGCGACUUACAGAGACAAUCAGCAAUAAUCAAGACCACGGAACAAAUUCAGCUGAAACGCUUGAAAGAAGUGGAAGUCUAAAGAAAAGCAGAUGCAUAUCAAACAACCCACCAACCUCCCCUGGCAUAUGGCACACCGAUUCUUGCUUCCAGCGUGUAAGAUCUGACGUCACAGGCCUGUGUCAAGGAGGAUACCACCCGGGUGGGUAGGAGGAGCAAGCUUAAAGACCUCCCGGCCAGAAUUAAAGGAGAAAAAGAAUAUCAUCUGAUUAUAUACACACACAGUAGAGAGUCAAUUAUCUGAACUAACAGAAGCUGUGUGCGUAAUACACCACACGUAAUUCAUCAUGUGAUUACAGGUGCGUUUGGUUGAUUAGACAGUAUGGUUAAUCAAAGAUCGGGUAACUGACUCUCUACUGUGUGAAACUCUGUUGAUCCGUGUUGUUGGUGCUGCCCUCUCAAACUGACAUGACACGGCACAUUACACUCGCCCAUUUUUUUUUCAUAACAGUGUACCUCAUACACUUCCAUUUUUGCAGAUGACAAUAUAAUUGUGUAAUACAUCUGUCGCAUGGGUGUCCUGUUUUUAAAGUGCUCCCAUUCCCCCUAUCCAUGUUACUAUGAAUGCUAAUGCCAGCCCAUCACCCUUUCCUCCCUUGUAAAAAACUGUAUUAUGCCAUUGAACAUCUGCAAUUCCAUACAACAGAAAGUUAUGCUAGUUCAUAGAUUCAUAUUACAGCACUAUUGGUAGUCCUUCUGUCAUGCACCUGUGUCUCAUGAUUGACCAUACAUAUACACUUCCCCGCAUGUUGCCCUGCAUGAAGUUCGUCACCCCCCACCCAAACCCAACAAACUGACGGACAUCAAACAUGUGGAUGCCACACAACACAUUGAUCAUGGCAGUGGAAUUCAAAGAGGUACAGUGUGAUGUUGGUGCCACUAUUAUGCAUCUGUUUCCUGCUAGACCUGCAUAAGCAGCACCCAGAGAUACACGACCCCCCAACACACUGGCGUGGCAGUAGACCUCAUACACCUAGUGGACCAUGAUGAUGGAUGUCUCUUGUGUUAUUUGCAGAGAGUUGUAUGUUGUUCUUAUUAACUGGUGAUGGCUGUCUGUGGUUGACUUGCCCUUUCCACUGCUUGUAAGGGGGUGGAAGGGAAUGCAGUUAGAGUUAAAAACCCUAACAUUGCAUUUCCAUACUUUUGUUGUUUUAAUAUCAACCCUUAACUGAUUAAGUUUUUUUGCAAAGAAUUUCCUUCCUUUUUGAGAAUAUAUUUAUAGCUAGAAAGCCUUAUAUUCUAUUAUAUAGCACAAAAAUAAAACUGACUAUAUUUGUAAACUUGAUUAAACACGUCACAGGUUUAUAUAUAAUACACAUGAUUAGCCCCACCCCCUGCCGGCGCUACAAUUUACUGACCCGUUCAUUCUUGUUCGAUGUGGAACAUUAACAGAUUUAGCCUUUUGGUUCACAGCGAUUUGGGGACGCUGUUUGUGCAUUGUGAAGAUUUUGUUUAGACAAAAAGUUAUGUAGUAAUCUAUAACAUAAGUAUUAUGGGUCAAAUAUACAGACGUGCUCAAAUUUGUUGGUACCCUUACAGCUCAUUGAAAUAAUGCUUCAUUCCUCCUGAAAAGUGAUGAAAUUAAAAGCUAUUUUAUCAUGUAUACUUGCAUGCCUUUGGUAUGUCAUAGAAUAAAGCAAAGAAGCUGUGAAAAGAAAUGAAUUUUUGCUUAUUCUACAAAGAUAUCCUAAAAUGGCCUGGACAUAUUUGUUGGUACCCCUUAGAAAAGAUAAUAAAUAAUUGGAUUAUAGUGAUAUUUCAAACUAAUUAGUUUCUUUAAUUAGUAUCACACAUGUCUCCAAUCUUGUAAUCAGUCAUUCAGCCUAUUUAAAUGGAGAAAAGUAGUCACUGUGCUGUUUGGUAUCAUUGUGUGCACCACACUGAACAUGGACCAGAGAAAGCAAAGGAGAGAGUUGUCUGAGGAGAUCAGAAAGAAAAUAAUAGACAAGCAUGGUAAAGGUAAAGGCUACAAGACCAUCUCCAAGCAGCUUGAUGUUCCUGUAACAACAGUUGCAAAUAUUAUUACGAAGUUUAAGGUCCAUGGAACUGUAGCCAACCUCCCUGGGCGCGGCCGCAAGAGGAAAAUCGACCCCAGAUUGAACAGAAGGAUAGUGCGAAUGGUAGAAAAAGAACCAAGGAUAACUGCCAAAGAGAUACAAGCUGAACUCCAAGGUGAAGGUACGUCAGUUUCUGAUCGCACCAUCCGUCGCUUUUUGAGAGAAAGUGGGCCCCAUGGAAGAAGACCCAGGAGGACUCCACUUUUGAAAGAAAAACAUAAAAAAGCCAGACUGGAAUUUGCUAAAAGGCAUAUUGACAAGCCACAAUCCUUCUGGGAGAAUGUCCUUUGGACAGAUGAGUCAAAACUGGAGCUAUUUGGCAAAUCACAUCAGCUCUAUGUUCACAGACGAAAAAAUGAAGCUUUCAAAGAAAAGAACACCAUACCUACAGUGAAACAUGGAGGAGGCUCGGUUAUGUUUUGGGGCUGCUUUGCUGCGCCUGACACAGGGUGCCUUGAAUCUGUGCAGGGCACAAUGAAAUCUCAAGACUAUCAAGGCAUUCUGGAGCGAAACAUACUGCCCAGUGUCAGAAAGCUCUGUCUCAGUCGCAGGUCAUGGGUCCUCCAACAGGAUAAUGACCCAAAACACACAGCUAAAAGCACCCAAGAAUGGAUAAGAACAAAACAUUGGACUAUUCUGAAGUGGCCUUCUAUGAGUCCUGAUCUGAAUCCUAUCGAACAUCUAUGGAAAGAGCUGAAACUUGCAGUCUGGAGAAGGCACCCAUCAAACCUGAGACAGCUGGAGCAGUUUGCUCAGGAAGAGUGGGCCAAACUACCUGUUAACAGGUGCAGAAGUCUCAUUGAGAGCUACAGAAAACGUUUGAUUGCAGUGAUUGCCUCUAAAGGUUGUGCAACAAAAUAUUAGGUUAGGGGUCCCAUCAUUUUUGUCCAUGCCAUUUUCAUUUGUUUUAUUAUUUACAAUAUUAUGUUGAAUAAAAAAUCAAAAGCAAAGUCUGAUUUCUAUUAAAUAUGGAACAAACAAUGGUGGAUGCCAAUUACUUUUGUCAGUUUCAAGUUAUUUCAGAGAAAAUUGUGCAUUCUUCAUUUUUUGUGGAGGGGUACCAACAAAUUUAAGCACGUCUGUAUAAACACAUCUCGCUAUACAGUACAAACCAUCGUAAAUCGACGCUACAUUUCUUGUAUUUUGCCAAUAUUGCAUGUACAGUUGUAAUUUAUCUGUUAGAAUAUAGUGAAUUAGCAGUACAGCUAUGGCCAAAAAGUUUUGCAUCUACAGCUAUGGCCAAAAAGUUUUGCAUCUCCCUGUAUAAUUAAAUCAUUUUCCUUCACAGAGUUGAAUGAAACCUGUGGAAUAAUGAUAUAUUAACAUACUUAAGUACAUCCCACUUUGUAGUUUUCCAUACUUAACGAAAAACUGACAUUUAAAACUAUGAUUUUUAAAACUGUGACAUUUAAAAAAUGUGAAAUUUCGAAAUCCAACAUAUCCAACAUGCCAAAAAAAUAAAUAAAUAAAUUGAUGCAAGGAUAUUUAAAUAUAACCCUUAAAAUAUUGAAUAUAUAAAUUGCAAUACACUGUAGCAUUUUGGAUGUUCGCACUCAUAAACAAAAACUAAUAAAUGAUGUUAGUAGAAAAGUAAAAUUAAUAUAUAAAAAGUUUUCACUAGUUUUCGAUCCACUGAUCUUUGUCGUGCUUGGUAAACGUGCUAACCUCUACAAUACAGACUCCAGCUUCAUGCCCGCCACUUCUUAUUAGCCAAGGACCCGGCAGUGGUUAAUGUUUUUUUUUUCGGUUCUCACUGGAGAAACCAAACCAACCAGUCCCAUAUUCCAAUAGAGAGAGAGCAGAGGAACACAAUGAGGGGUUGUGGCAGUGUGCCCCGCCCCCGUGUGUGUUGCUUGUGGUGUGUUAAUGUUGGUGUAUAGGUAUUGGUGCACAGGAUAUAAAUGCUCUGUGGAGCACGAGUGAUUUAAAAUAUAUAGUUGUAUUUAGGCACGUGGAUUGCAUAAUCACUUCACGUGCAGAUAAAGUAUGUAAGCACGGGAUUGCACAAAUUAGUUCACGUCCUGGGAUUCAAGUGAAUAAUUAAUUGGUAAUUGAAUCCCAGCACAACAGUAUAGAUGCAAGUUUUACUCACUCGGGGUUGUGUGUUUGAUAAGUGGAGACGGGUGUGGAGAGAGAAGGAGAAAAUAAAAAAGUAAGCAAAAUAACAAAUGCUACUCGCAUGAUACUUGUUUAUUUAUUUUGGCCUCAGGUGCUGUGUUCUGUUUUGUUCAAGCUUUUUUAUUUUCUGUGUGUUAUUAAAUGCACUGAGCACCGCAACGUCUCAGUUUCAACUCCAGUACUGCCUGUCUGUGUGUUUCUUUCUGGCCUGACGUCACCCCUACAGUCAGCUUGUUCACAGGGGUCU
Messenger RNA from Acipenser ruthenus (sterlet), 5478 nucleotides. RefSeq names its product acyl-CoA oxidase-like (gene acoxl). The coding region runs from base 2943 to 3977 and encodes 344 amino acids. Gene Ontology annotation, molecular function: DNA binding. The transcript is spliced from 7 exons. Gene Ontology annotation, biological process: DNA integration; DNA transposition; regulation of DNA-templated transcription. The record is from RefSeq and is a predicted model, not a curated record. Lineage: Eukaryota; Metazoa; Chordata; Actinopteri; Acipenseriformes; Acipenseridae.